This is a messenger RNA of Plasmodium inui San Antonio 1, 2235 nucleotides long. RefSeq names its product peptidylprolyl isomerase. Lineage: Eukaryota; Apicomplexa; Aconoidasida; Haemosporida; Plasmodiidae. The transcript has a single exon. Gene Ontology annotation, molecular function: peptidyl-prolyl cis-trans isomerase activity; protein binding. The coding region runs from base 1 to 2235 and encodes 744 amino acids. The record is from RefSeq and is a predicted model, not a curated record. Gene Ontology annotation, biological process: protein folding; protein peptidyl-prolyl isomerization.
AUGACAGAAAGCGACGCAGGCAGGGAAGAAGAGGGGGGGGGAAAAAACGAGGCCCAUUCCUCGGAUGGCGAAUCCAGCGACGCAAGUUUUGGCCCCUCCCCGCUGCAGGCCUCCAGCGGGGCGGCGCAGGGAGGGGAGGCAACCGAUGAUGAAGCAGAGGAAACCGCUGAAGGAGAAGACGCAACCGCUGAAGAAGGAGGCAUAACCGCUGAAGGAGGAGGCGUAACCCCUGAAGAAGACGUAACUCCGGGUGCCUCCGCUGACACGGCGGCGGACCCCCGCCCCCGCGCGGCAGGCAAACACCAAGGCGAGCCGCCACCCAAGGGCAUGAAGAAAAAACGAAUAAACAACGACAUAUACUUGAAGAACCUGCCAACGAACAAAAACUAUCAAGUCAGCUACAUGCACACAGACGUGGUGACACACGUCCUUGUCAGCAAUAAGAAAAAGUACAUAGUGACGGGAAGCGCAAAUGGAGUAGUAAAAUUCUGGUACAAAAAUGUGGGAUCCAUCGAAUUUGUGAAACAUUUUAAAAUCCAUUUGAGUGAAAUUAUUUGUUUAUUCCUUUCGGAAGACGAAGAAGUGAUGGGAAGUUUAUCCAAAGACAAGACGUACAAACAGUUUGAUGUGAGUAGCUUUGACAUGAACAUCAUCAUAAAAUUGGACUUCUCCCCUCAGACGGGCGAAUUUGUCUACUCGUCUCUCUUCUCCCCAUCGGUGAAGGUAGCCAUUUCGGAUAGUGAGAAACCCUGCAUAUAUAUUUACAAACCUCUAGAGAGUGACGUCUGCACACAUGUAAUCAACCUCAGCUCCAAUGUCAUAGAAAUUAUUAAGUAUAAUAAGGAGUAUGACCUAUGUGUGCUCAGCGAUAAUACGGGCCUAAUCGACAUAGUGGACGUGGAAAGUUUUCACUUCCCCAAGGGAGGUAUCCACAAGGGUAGUGACCAUACGGGUGGUGACCCCCAUAAGCCAAAGGGAAGACCCACCCGGGAUAGCCAAAGUGAAGAUGAUGACACCCUCACGUAUAGGAAAAGGCCCCAUAUGGGGAAGAAGGAACUCACCUUUUCCUUCAAAAGUGAAACAGACCUAUACCAAUUAUGCAAAUAUAAGACGUACGCACUAUGUGUGAGCAUCAGCCCCGAUGGAGAGUUCAUGGCGAUCCUAUCAGAAAGUUACUUUCUCCAUAUUUACAAAUUUGGGACGAUGAAGUUAUACAGAGUGUAUGACGAAAGUACGGAGAUGUAUCUAACCGCCCAGAAUGACCCCCUAAAAAAGGAGCUACAUAUUGAUAGUCUAGACUUUGGGAAGAGACUCUUCAUCGAAAAGGAAAUAAAAAAACACAUAAAGAGUAAAAAUAUAAAAUUGAAUAUGAUCACAUUUGAUGAGUCCAAUCAGUAUGUCAUUUAUUCCACCUUCAUCGGAAUUAAGGUCGUCAAUUUUGUUACCAAUCAAUUGUGCUACAUUAUUGGGAAGAAUGAAAUGAAUCUGAGGUACCUCUCCCUUGGCCUUUAUCAAAAAAUUAUCUCAGCGAAUAAAACGAGAGGAAACAUUCACGAGUCACUCUACAUCAAUGAUGACAAUAUCUCCGACUGUGCUCUGUUCUGUACUGUGUACAAGAAGGCGCGCUUUUACGUCUUCACGAGGAAGGCCAUCUCCGAACAGGAGCUCGACGAUAGAGAUGUUUAUAAUGAACAACCCAGCAGAAGUGAUCUUGACUCUUUCCUUUCGUCACCUAUAAAGAAGGUAGAGGAAAACAACAAAACGUUUAAGAGUGCAGUCAUCUAUACGACCCUUGGAGAAAUCCACGUUGCUCUUUUUCACAAAGAAUGCAAAAAGACCGUUGAAAAUUUUUCUAUUCACUCGAAAAAUGGCUACUACAAUAACUGCAUUUUCCAUCGCGUUAUUAAAAAUUUUAUGAUACAAACUGGAGACCCCUUGGGAGAUGGCACUGGUGGGGAAAGCAUUUGGGGCAAAGAAUUUGAGGACGAAUUUUUUGACCAUCUGAAUCACUCCAAACCGUUUAUGGUGUCUAUGGCAAACUGUGGACCCAAUACCAAUGGGUCGCAGUUUUUUAUUACCACUGUCCCGUGCCCUUGGCUCGAUUUCAAACACACCGUCUUUGGAAAAGUCACCCAGGGGACCAAGGUCGUCUUAGACAUAGAGAAAGUGCGCACGGACAAAAGGGACAAGCCCCUCGAGGACAUCAAAAUUUUGAACAUCAAAGUGGGCCCUUAG